Plasmodium yoelii is the source of this 759-nucleotide messenger RNA. Its product is annotated as fam-a protein. The record is from RefSeq and is a predicted model, not a curated record. The transcript is spliced from 6 exons. Lineage: Eukaryota; Apicomplexa; Aconoidasida; Haemosporida; Plasmodiidae. Bases 1 to 759 code for a protein of 252 amino acids.
AUGAAUAAAUUUUAUAUUCAAGUUGUUUUUUUCCUUUUAACCAUCUUCGUAUAUGUGAACAAUAAAACCCUUGCAACCGAGCGUGCUCCAAGAAAAUGCACAACACUCAAAUCAAAAAAUAAUUGUUCUAUUUCAGAAAAAAUAUAUGCACAAAACAAGGAUCGAUUAUGUAUCAAUCCGGAAGAAACUAUAAACGCAGAGGAACUUAUGAACGAGGCUGUAACACAUUUAGAAUAUCAUGCUACAAGUAAUGAUGGUUAUAAAUUAUGUAGAAAAAAUCCUGGUAAUAGUAUGUUUUUUUAUAAAAAAAAACAUCAAAACCAUACAGAUUAUAAUGAAAUAAUAAACGAGUUAUGGAAUCCUAAUCGUAGCAAUUUUUUCAAUAAUGGCUAUGUUAAAAUUACCCGUGUGUAUAAUCCAAAUUUAGUAAUGAUACAACAACGUUACAAAAAAAAAUUUGGACGCCGUCAAAAAUAUUUUUAUGCUUUAGCUAAAAAGGUUGAAAUAUCAGAAGACAAAGCUAUAAUUGUCAUGUCUUCAGCAAAUAUAAAUGAUCACAACCCUUCCAAUAAAGAAUAUAAAAACACAAUAAUAGAAAACGCAAAUUUAUUCACAACAGAAAUUGAUUCUGAAGAUGAUAUUAGAAAAGGAAAAUUAAAAAAAACUUUUGUUAACAUAGCUGGAUACCUCAUUGAAAAAGGAAAAAGAUCUGUUGAUGUCAUUUAUAUCGAAUCUAUUGAUGGACAUUCUUCCUUUUAA